AGAACGCGGGCGGCGGAUCCCAGCGCGGCUCUCUGGAGCCCGCUGCUGAGCAGCGCCCCGGAGGGGCCGAGCAGGAGCGGCACCAUGGAUUCCUUCAAGGUGGUGCUGGAGGGGCCAGCACCUUGGGGCUUCCGGCUGCAGGGGGGCAAGGACUUCAAUGUGCCCCUCUCCAUCUCCCGGGUGAGCCUAGAUUGAGGGAGGGGCUCCCCCAGGGGUCUUGGGGUGCUCAGAUCUCCAGUGGGUGACAGAAAGAGCCUGAACAGGAGUGAGCCACGGCCGGUAGGCCAGGAGGUGCCCAGGUCCAGAUAUGUGGGCACUGCCACGAAGACUACCAACCUAACUAGGGAGAUACUAGGAGAGGAGCCCCCACACUUCCCUAGCACUGCACUGUACCUGAUGCUGUUCCACGAAGCUCCUGUGGCCACCUCCAAGGCCCAGGGGGAUGCCCAUUCUGAGGUCUCCAGGAAGUGUCUAAGCUCCUUGAGAGAGCAAUGCUUGGAGCUAGGCCCCAGGCAGGGCUCUCUGACUGCAGGAUCUCACUUCAUUCUCACUGCCACCCAGGGAAUAGCAACUGUCAUCCUGUUUUUCCAGAUGAGCUAACUCAGGACUCGGAGAGGUGAAAGGGCUCCUUCAGCAACUCCGUGGCAAAACAGGGAUUGGAAUUCAGCCACAGGGAUGGCCAGCAGUCUGUGUGUGUGAGGGGUGCCUCUCCCCGGCCUGUGUGAGGACCUUCCAUCCCAUCCACUGGUCCCAUUCAGGAUGGAGUGGGCUUUGACCCCAAGCAGGGGUUGGGAUGGGUCUCUAGGACUCUGACUUCAGCUUCUGAGAUCCUGUCCUGGUGGGGGUGGAGCUAGGGGCCGGCUCCUCCCUGUGGCAGGGGGAUUGCCUUAUAAGCCCAAGAAUGCAGCCCCACGCAGGGAUGGCCAACUGGUGGCUGGAGUCUGCAGGGCUGAAAAAGGCUGGUCUGGGCCUGGACCCCUGACCACAUCAGUGGGCCCCUCAGCUCAUCGCCCCCAGGCUGUGGCUCUAGCCAUGGGAUCGGCCGUGGGACAUGUAAAACAAGCUGCCUGCCCUGAGAGAGAGUCCAGCCCUUGGGCUGGUAUCUCUCACUGUGGUGGGGGGUGGAGGGUGGGUUCAGGAGGAGGUGGGGACUUCCUGCUCCCAUAUCCGCUUAUCCAGAGAGACCCACCCAGGCUCCUGGUGGGCAGGCAGCUAUUGGCAGGAAGCCCAGGGCAAGCACAGCCUAGAGGGGGCCGGAGGGUUGUCCAGCCGCAGCUGAGCUCAAGGGGGCCCCAAAGCAGAGUCUGUCGGAAUUGGGCUUGGUGGCCAGAACAGCUAGGCUGUCACUGUUCUCAGGGAUCCUACCCUGGGAGCUGCGCUGCCGGAAGGGUAGCUAAGGGCAGUGAUCUCCCUACCACAUAUACCCACCCUGUACACAAUUCUCGAGUCUCUCCAGCCCUGGAAACCUCCCCCUGUAUACCCCUUCCCUGGGAAAGUGCUAGCCAGUGUGACUGGGUAGCUGUAGGCCUUGGCUUGGCCUCUGAGCCUCAGUUUCUUCCUUGGUGAGGAUGGGCAACAAAGUAGCCUAGGGGAUGGACUUUCAGAUGUGGCCUGCUGGGGGCACCCUGAGCCCAGGCUCCCUUGUCAGCAGGCCUAGCAUGUGGGUGGGGCCACCAGCUGAGCCCAGCCCUGGAGUUGGACCUAGGCCCUGGUGGGUGGGCGGGUGUGUAGGGUGGUCUUUUCUGAGCUGGGCCCGCCCUCUCUCCCUCUACCCUGACCCCAGCGUGGAGUGGGGAGGGAGGGGCUAGGGCUGGCUAUGGGCCCGAGCCUGGGAGAUGAGGUAACGUCUGGGAUUUGGGGGUUGGGCUGCUCCGUGGAGCCCUCAGGCUGACUCACCCCCCACCUCCGUGCAGUGUCCAACCCCCUGGCUUUUCCCCUCCCCGGUCCCUUGGGCCUCCUUGCUUCUCUCUCCAGACACACCCGACCCCCCACCUCUCUUCUGCUUUUGUCUCUACCUCUCAGACUGCUCCCCUAUCUCUCCUGUGCUUCUUGUCCUCCUCACUCCAGGGGAGGAGUAGUCCCCAGCUCCCCAGCCCCUCCCUGGGAGCCAGCUGCUUCUGCCCACCCCAUACCCCCCACCUCAGGCUUAGCUCACACUUCCCAGGCCCCAAUGUGGGGAGGGAGUGGCCAGACCUGGUUUCCCUUCUACUGACUCACCAUGACCUUGAGUAAGUCACUUCCCCUCAAGGGUGUCACUUCCCCAUGCCCAUUGUAAGGGGUUGAAUUGAACUGGAGGUAAGAUAGGGGAUCCAGACCCUAAACCCAGCCAGAGGGUCAGGGAGUCUUUCCAGCCUGAGUUGGGCUCCAGCCCUCAGCAGAGGUAGCCUGGUAGGGUCAGAGUCCUGGCGCUGCCUCUUGAGUUGCUAGCUGGGUGACUUGCAGCAAGUUACUUAACCUCUCUGUUUUCCCAUGUGUGAAAUAGCUAUAUUCCUAGACUCUACUCCACAGGGUUGUUGGAGGAUUCAGGAUGUGGCAGUACUAGGUACUCAAUAAAGUAGGUAGGCUGCUCUUCUAACUAUUUAGCUGGUGAGCAAAGGGUCCUCCAGUUGUCUGACUCUUCUAACCUCCCAAGCAUGAACUAGAGCCAUCAAGCCCAGCUCUCCCUUCUUACCCUAGUGCCAUCAGUCUCUGCACUAUGAUCCCUGAGCCAUCUCUCUAGAACCUCUUGCCUGCCUCAAUGCAGUCUGAGCAUCAGCCCACCUGAGGAACCUCCUGGGGCCACAGGCAGCCUGUACCCCUCAAACCUAAGGAGGUUAAGGAGCCUGUGAGGUGUGAAUCUGCCUCCCAGCACUUCAUCCUGAGCCUGCUCAAUGCCAGGCCCCUUGCCAGAUGGCCAGGCAGCCCUGUGAGCUUAGACAAAUGAACAGCAGUCCCAUUCCUGCCUGUGUUGCUGCCACCAGGCUGGAAGGCAGGGAGAGCCCGGUUGGAUUCUUCAGGGUCACCUCUGUCAGGGCCCUGGGAAACACCCGAUCCCGGGCCUUGAUACUGCUAUUGGUUCCUCCUAACCUCAAGGCCAGAUCCUGGUUCCUUCCAGCAUUCAAGGCCUUCAUAAAUCACCGGACUCUCUCACAGCAUAGGCAGCCCAUUCUACCCUCCUUUCACCAAAGCCCGCCACUUCCCAGAAGUCAUCUUGAUGGUUUCAGGUCAUGCUAGUGGUGACCCUUCCACUACUACUAUUGCUCCUCAUUUGCCACAGGAACCAAAGAUUCCCAGCCCAGAGGCUGAAGGAUUGUGGGGAGAGGGUGAUGUGGCAGUCUGGGGUGAUAUGUAUAUUUACAGCCCAUGAAGCCCCUGCUAACACAUUGAGCCCCAUUCAGGCACUGAUCACUGGGAACCUAGAGGUGAUGCGGCCUCUUCGUGGCUCUCAAAGGGUCCUGGUAGAUCCCUGCAGAUGGCUCCAGGACAGGGUGCUAGGAAUGUGAGAGGUCAGUGAGAGCACCCAGCAGUGGUCAGGGAGGAACUUGCCACACAAACAAACCAGAGGGCAUGUCUGGUGGGUGGGACGGCCUGGGCAAGAGGCCAGCAGGGGCCUCAAAAGGCUGCUGUUGGAGCUGAGAAGCUUGGGUUUUAGCCUGAAGGUGGCUGCUUGUUGAUGUCAGCAGUUUCUGGACUGAGGGGAGGUCCAUGGAGGUGAACAAAUAACUAAGCAGAGUAACUGAGUUGAUGGUGAAGCUCACAUGAAGCCCUACCCUCUCCUAGAUCGAUUUAGUAUCCAGUGCUGCCCAGAAUUUUUUUUUUUUUUUUUUUUUUUUAUGGCCACACCGAGGCAUAAGGAAGUUCCCAGGCUAGGGGUCGAAUUGGAGCUGCAGCUACUGGCCUACACCACAGCCACAGCAACUCCGGAGCCAAGCCAUGUCUGCAGCCUAUACCACAGCUCACAGCAAUGCUGGAUCCUUAACCCAUUGAGCGAAGCCAGGGAUCGAACUGGCAUCUUCAUGGAUACUAGUUGAGUUUGUUACCACUGAACUGUGAUGGGAAGUCCCCAGAAAUGUUGAAUGAAGAGAACUCUGGUUUCUGCAAGUGGGGCAGCUUAGGAAGGGUAGGGUUGGUGGCUGUUAGCCUGAGUUUGGUCAGCAGUCUUGGGCUUCCAUGACAUUCCAUCUCUCCUUAGCUCACUCCUGGAGGUAAAGCUGCACAGGCCGGUGUGGCAGUAGGUGACUGGGUGCUGAGCAUCGAUGGCGAGAAUGCAGGAGGCCUCACACACAUCGAAGCCCAGAAUAAGAUCCGUGCCUGCGGGGAGCGCCUCAGCCUGGGUCUCAGCAGGGCCCAGCCAGCACAGAGUAAACCGCAGAAGGUGCAGACCCCUGACAAGUCAACAGCCGCUCCGACCGCUGGUCCCAGAUGCCAGCAAGCAGCGGCUGAUGGAGGACACGGAGGACUGGCGGCCGCGGCCUGGGACAGGCCAGUCCCGUUCCUUCCGCAUCCUCGCCCACCUCACGGGCACCGAGUUCAUGCAAGACCCGGAUGAGGAGCACCUGAAAAAAUCAAGCCAGGUGCCCAGGACAGAAGCCCCAGCCCCAGCCUCAGCUACACCCCAGGAACCCUGGCCUGGUGAGAGAGAGUGGGCUUGGCUUUGGGCCUGGGGAAGGGUGGGUAACUUCCAGGGGGACGGGGGUGGGCUCCUCCAAGUUGGCCCAGGCUAUCCCCCUCGUCCUGUGGUGGGGUCCCUGGGCACACCCCCUGGAGCCACUUUCCUGGCCUUGGCAGGCCCUCCCACCCCCAGCCCUACCAGCCGCCCACCUUGGGCUGUGGACCCUGCAUUUGCUGAGCGCUAUGCCCCGGACAAGACCAGCACGGUGCUGACCCGGCACACCCAGCCAGCCACACCCACGCCUAUGCAGAACCGCACCUCCAUUGUGCAGGCCGCUGCUGGAGGGGGCCCUGGAGGGGGCAGCGGCAGUAAUGGGAAGACUCCCGUGUGCCACCAGUGCCACAAAGUCAUCCGGGGCCGUUACCUGGUGGCCCUGGGCCACGCGUACCACCCCGAGGAGUUUGUGUGCAGCCAGUGUGGAAAGGUCCUGGAAGAGGGUGGCUUCUUCGAGGAGAAGGGCUCCAUCUUCUGCCCGCCCUGCUAUGAUGUGCGCUAUGCACCAAGCUGUGCCAAGUGCAAGAAGAAGAUCACAGGCGAGAUCAUGCAUGCCCUGAAGAUGACCUGGCACGUGCAUUGCUUCACCUGCGCAGCUUGCAAGACACCCAUUCGGAACAGGGCCUUCUACAUGGAGGAAGGGGUGCCCUACUGCGAGCGAGACUAUGAGAAGAUGUUUGGCACAAAAUGCCGAGGCUGUGACUUCAAGAUCGAUGCCGGGGACCGCUUCCUGGAGGCGCUGGGCUUCAGCUGGCAUGACACAUGCUUUGUGUGCGCGAUAUGUCAGAUCAACCUGGAAGGAAAGACUUUCUACUCCAAGAAGGACAAGCCCCUUUGCAAGAGCCACGCCUUCUCCCAUGUGUGAGCCCCUCCCAUGGGCCGCUGCCCACCCAGCCCUGACUGAGGGGUCACUGGUUCUGGAGUCAUUGCCCCAGAUUUCUGGGUAGGGCUAGCAAAAGUCGCCCCAACCCCAACUCCUGGCCCGAGCCCGGGGUUCCCUGGGCCCUGCCCCACCUCUUUUACCUCCUCUCACUCCCUCCACCACCACCUCACACUGGUGCUGGCCACACCGGCCCCUGUUCACAUCCAGAGCCACAAUAAACCUGUAUCCAGCCGUG
This is a messenger RNA of Sus scrofa (pig), 5763 nucleotides long. The record is from RefSeq and is a predicted model, not a curated record. NCBI's taxonomy places the organism in Eukaryota, Metazoa, Chordata, Mammalia, Artiodactyla, Suidae.